GAAGACUCGCCGUUGUUGUCUGUAUCAGCAUUUAAAAACUAAUCCAGCAGUGAGGUGCACCUGCACGCAGAUUAGUUUUAAUCCAGACUAAAAAGAUCCAGUCUGUAUUUUUGUGUGGAGGCAUUUGGGUGAAAUUACGCAAAGGCUGCAAUGGAGAUAAUUAAACUCGUUUUGAUAGUUGUCCUUCUUCUAACAAAUGUUUUCUGUCAAGAUAUGGAUGCUGAGAACUGGAGAGAAACCAUCAGAGAGAACAAAUGGCCAGACUCUGAACUAAUUCAAGGUAUAGUAAUGAGAAUGAACAGAAAACCAGGACCACGCCGAUAUCUCGGGCUCUCGGGGAAGAAAGACUCUGCAAAGACGCGUGCAGCACGUAAACGGCAUAAAUUUCAAACCUUUGUGGGUCUGAUGGGUAAAAGGAGCUUUGAUGAUCAAGGAGCCCUGUGAGCUGCACAGAAGACUGAGGAUCCAAGUUUCUCCUUUCAGAUUGACUACUAAAGGUUUUAUUUGGUUUGUCUGUCAUUGUUUCAUAAGAGUUGUGACACUACCGCCAAUGCUGAUAACAUUUGGUCAAACAGUGCCAUCUAGUGGUGAAAAAACAUGCAUUACAGUUUUAACAGUAAUAUUGUAAUUAUAUUAAAUAAUGUGUUAAAUCACCACCUCACAAUGAGUGUCAAGUUUCCAUAAUAAACCCACCUCACUCCUCAAUAUCAUCACAGGUUUAUUAAGUGACUUUGUACAAUACAAAUGAAAAA
Molecule: messenger RNA, 752 nt
Organism: Thunnus maccoyii (southern bluefin tuna)
Lineage: Eukaryota; Metazoa; Chordata; Actinopteri; Scombriformes; Scombridae
Product: protachykinin
Exons: 5
Coding region: 151-444 (97 amino acids)
Source: RefSeq, a predicted model, not a curated record